Molecule: messenger RNA, 354 nt
Organism: Dictyostelium purpureum
Lineage: Eukaryota; Evosea; Eumycetozoa; Dictyosteliales; Dictyosteliaceae
Exons: 1
Coding region: 1-354 (117 amino acids)
Source: RefSeq, a predicted model, not a curated record
AUGGAUAAAAUAAAUACUAAUAUAAUUAUUAAUAAUACUAAUAAUUAUAAUAAAGAACUCAUUUGUAACUAUAGUAGUAACAAUAACAGUUCUAGUAAUAACAACUAUAGUAAUAACAAUAAUAACAAUAAUAAUAAUAAUAAUAAUAAUAAUAGCAAUAACAAUAAUAUAAACAAUGAUAUCAAUAACCCAACUGAUUUAUUUCUUAAACUUUGGAGAAACAUUGUAAUCAAAAGGACUAUAAUGUCAACUAUUGAAGCCUAUAAUUCAAAUAAAGAAAGACUCUUUUUCAAAGUGUUUAGAAAUAUCUACCUAAGAUCUAAAAUUAGAAGCCACUUAAUCCUUAGUUCCUAA